This is a messenger RNA of Salmo salar (Atlantic salmon), 1987 nucleotides long. It is a transcript of the gene mmaa, whose product is annotated as metabolism of cobalamin associated A. Lineage: Eukaryota; Metazoa; Chordata; Actinopteri; Salmoniformes; Salmonidae. Gene Ontology annotation, cellular component: cytoplasm. Gene Ontology annotation, molecular function: GTP binding; GTPase activity. The record is from RefSeq and is a predicted model, not a curated record.
UGAAAAUAAAAAUGUGCUUUUUGGUCUUAAUUUAAGGUUAUGUCUAGGCAUAAGGUUAGCAGUGUGGUUAAGGUUAGGGUUAAUGUUAGGUUUAAUAUCACAUUUUAAGAAGAUCAAUUGUAGAAAUGGGCGGAGUUUUUGACUUUGUGACUGUGGUAGCUAGUGACGACCAAAACACUGGUAGGUCAACGUGUGGUUGCUUUUGAGUAUCAAAUGACAGAAUUAUCCUUAUUUUCUUUAUUCCAAAAAUGUAUACUCAGUUAUGAAAGUGUUUGGAGCAAUAGUAGAGGACAACAGCAAAGACGAGCGAAGCAGAUUUAUGUACAAAUAGCUAGCUAUCAAGAAUUUGCUCCUGAAUGCCAUAACCUCAAACAGUCUAAAUAGCCCAAAACUCUCUCCCCUAGAGAAGGGACCAGUGCCAGACAAUCAUGGGACCCUCAGUACUCUUUCCGCUUCUCCACCGCCUGUCCUCCCCCUUACGAACUGUCACCCCAACAUGGGGCCGAUGCCUCCUCCGCCGGCUACCCCCACCAUCCUGCACUCGUACCCCUUGCACCACCUCAUUCCCUGGGCUUAACUCCCAACACAUCCGCGGUAUGUGUGUGGAAUCCACCCUCAGCCACAUCAAGGAGCUGAGUCCACCAGAGCAGAGGCUGUUGAAUAAGCUGUAUGAAGGACUGAUCUCAGGUCAGCGGGCCAGUCUGGCUGAGUCCAUUACCCUGGUGGAGACCCAGCACCCCAGGAAGAAAGAGCUGGCCCAGGUCCUGCUGCAGAGAGUACUGGCCUACAGGAAGGAGCAGGAGAAACAGAACGGAGGGAAACCCCUGGCCUUCAGAGUGGGUCUGUCUGGCCCACCCGGAGCUGGGAAGUCCACCUUCAUUGAGGUGGUGGGGAAGAUGCUCACAGGACAAGGACAUAAAGUCUCUGUUCUGGCUGUCGACCCUUCAUCGUGCACUACAGGAGGGUCUCUGAUGGGUGAUAAGACUCGUAUGACUGAGCUCUCCAGAGACAUGAGUGCUUUCAUCAGACCCUCCCCCACCUCUGGAACACUGGGAGGAGUCACCCGGACCACCAAUGAGGCCAUAGUACUGUGUGAGGGGGGCGGAUACGACAUCGUUCUGGUAGAGACUGUAGGCGUAGGCCAGUCAGAGUUUGCUGUGGCUGACAUGGUGGACAUGUUUGUGUUGCUGAUCCCACCAGCAGGGGGCGAUGAACUACAGGGCAUUAAGCGAGGCAUCAUAGAGAAGGCUGACCUGGUGGUGGUCACUAAAGCAGACGGAGACCUGUUAGUUCCAGCCAGGAGAAUCCAGGCAGAGUAUACCAGCGCUCUGAAACUGCUCAGGAAGAAAUCAAAGUCCUGGAACCCUAAGGUAGUGCGUGUGUCAUCCCAGACAGGCGAGGGUGUACCAGAGCUGUGGGGUAAGAUGGAGGCGUUCCGUUCAGCCACCCUGUCCAGCGGGGACUUCCAGGACAGACGUAGGGCCCAGCACAAGGUGUGGAUGUGGAGCCUGAUCCAGGAGAAUGUCCUGAGGCACUUCCAGGAACACCCUGCCGUCAGGGGGGAGCUACCCCAGCUAGAGGACAGGGUCACCAGGGGAGCUAUAUCACCGGGCCUGGCGGCUGAUCUGUUACUGAAGGCCUUCACCUCUUCUUCAUCAUCCUCCUCCUCACAGUGACCUAGCUGAAGUGGAGAUCUAAUACCAACAGCAUUAUCCAUAUACUGUAAUAUUGAUUACUCUUCUCGCCUUCUCAGAUCACUGCUCUGUAAGGACGAUUGAUUGGUGAUGAGAGAAGGGAAGGAAUUCUAGGUCUUGGUCCCCCACCCAAUGCCACACACAACACACUGCCUUCAAAUUGAAACACUGACCUACGUUCUCAUACAAGAGACUUGACAUUGCAGUUUAUCGGUUUAUACUUGAAGAGUAUCAAUGGAUGCAGUUUGAUAGAUUUUAUCAUAAUCAAUGAGUUGAAUAAAUUAUGAAAUGAA